Molecule: messenger RNA, 1023 nt
Organism: Ostreococcus lucimarinus CCE9901
Lineage: Eukaryota; Viridiplantae; Chlorophyta; Mamiellophyceae; Mamiellales; Bathycoccaceae
Product: DMT family transporter: UDP-N-acetylglucosamine
Exons: 1
Coding region: 1-1023 (340 amino acids)
Biological process (GO): pyrimidine nucleotide-sugar transmembrane transport
Cellular component (GO): Golgi membrane
Molecular function (GO): pyrimidine nucleotide-sugar transmembrane transporter activity
Source: RefSeq, a predicted model, not a curated record
AUGCAGGCACCUUACCUGGAGCGAAAGGCAAACACCACGACGCGUGCAUCAGGCGUCGUUCCAGUCACUUCGUCAGCGUCGCGAAAGCAUCAAGCGCUGGCGCUUUUCAUCUUGACGAUCCAAAACACCGCCUUGGUGCUCAUGACGAAGUUUUCGUAUCGAACAGCCGCGACGCCUUACGUCGUAUCCACAGUCAUCGCGAGCGCCGAGCUCGUCAAACUCGUUUUGAGCUAUAUUUUGUUGGUCGCGUCCGACGGACAAAGCGCCGCCCGGGACGCGCUUCGCGAGGUGCCAUCCAACGCGACGCGGCUCGCGGUCCCAUCGGUGCUGUACGUGAUACAAAACAACCUCCUUUUCGAGGGCGUGCGGUUGCUGAGCCCGACCGCAUACAUGGUGUGUUCGCAGAGCAAAAUUCUCACGAGCGCGAUUUGUAGCGUCGUGCUCCUGGGAACGCGAAUCACGCGUAAACAAUAUGUAGCGUUGUUGGUGCUCGUGUGUGGGAUGAUCAUGGUACAGAACGAGGAAGGACAUCGGAGCAAUGUGCCGUCGGAUAGAGCGCGGCCGGAAGACACUCUGCGAGGUAUGGUCGCCGUGCUCACCGCCGCGUUUACGUCUGGUUUCGCGGGGGCGUAUUUAGAGAAAAUGUACAAAGAAGUGGACGCUCAAAAGCGAUCGGUAUGGUUCCGAAACGCACAACUGGCGUGCUUUUCACUUCCAGUGGCGUUGAUUGGAUCAGUGUGGCGCGAUGGAGAGCGCUUGCGCGCGAACGAAAGCGUGUUUCAAGGAUACGACAGCGUCGUGUUGCUCGUCAUCGCGCUACAAGCCGCCGGUGGUUUAGUCGUCGCGGCGGUGUUGCGAUACGCGGGGAACGUGCUCAAAUGCUUUGCCGUGUCUAUUUCCAUAUGUAAUUGCGCCCUCGCGACGACGGUGUUCGCCAACGACGGACACAACCUGAGCGUUACGGCAUCUCUCGGCAUAGCGCUCGUCAUCGGGUCGACGUUUCUGUAUUCAAAUGUAGUCUAA